AAAAAAAAUAAUUAAGCUGCAGUAGCUCUGGUGACUGUAGUGUCCCUUUAAGUUACAUUUCUCAAAUGUUUGUCUUUGACUAACAUGCCUUUUCACUAACAAGAUCAAUACUACUAGCUGUACAGUCUGCAACAUGUGUAACAAGCUGUGUGCAGCAGCUGAGAAUCAGUGCAGUCUAUACAGAUACAUUGUAUACAGGGCUCAGGAACCGUUAGCACUCAGCCAGAUGUGAAAGGGCCCAGAGGAAAUGGCAUGUCUGCUGACGUCAGAGCAGGGGGGAGAGGCUUUGGGUUACACCCAACUUUCCAACUAAGGUCUAGGGGAGAGGAUUCCUUACACACAGCAUUUACAGGGGACAUAAAAAACCAACCCAAAAACUUAAAGACCCCUUCUUAUCCACCUGGAACCUUCACAGAGAAAGUCCUCUUUGCUGAAUUCUCCUGGACAUUCUAUUGAGAUCUUUAUUGUUUUAACAUGCAUCCUGCACACAGCACCAGGAGUUCUGUAAGUGCCAAUAAGCAAUUCCUGAAGAGUUUGCCAGGGGUGCUGAGGGUACUGCAGCUGGUGAGUGGAGCUGGCAUUUGGAUUACCAUAGCUUCUAACCACUAUGGGGGCUCCAUCCACUUUGCUCUGUUUGUGGCUGUUUUUUUCUGGCUGUUAACCCUUGUGAUUUACUUCCUAACUCUGCUGGACAAGCAGGAACUGGUGCCAAUCCUGGGGGCAGAACGCUGGGUUUUUACCAAUGCCAUCUACGAUGCCCUUGCCACUGUCCUGCACAUUGCUGCCGCUGGCAUAAUGAUCAGUAAGACAAAAGACAAUGAAUACUGCAAUCUGGAGACUUAUAAGCUGCCCUGCCUCUUUAAAGCUUACUUAACAGCUUCUAUAUUUGCCUGCAUUUGCUGCAUCCUCUAUGCCAUCACAUGCAUCUACUUCUUUUGCAAGAAAUGCAGAGGAAAUCAAAGUGUUGUUUACAGUUAACGAAGACAUAUUUCCUCUUCACAGUUGGGAACAAAUAACUAUUUCUUCCUGGACUCCAAUGAAUUACACUUUUUUUUCAACAAAGGGAUUCCUGUAUGACACAUUCUAACAAAGGCCAAAGAAUUACUUGAGACCAACUGCUUCAUUUCACAGUGAUCUCUUGAUAAAGGAAUGUUAAAUAUUGGAUGAAUACACUAUUCAUUUUUAUAGAAAAAAAAAAACCUUAACACUUGGGUUUGUAUCAAAUGUGUAUUUUUUAAUGCAUUUUAUGUGCCUGUAAUUUUUGCUUAAUUUAGAAAAUUGUAGUUGUCUAAACAAGUCAUUUAAAAAAAACAAAAAACAUUGUAAGCAAUUUGUAAACAUUUGCAAGAUUUGUUUCGAGAAAGUAUCUUUUAAACUUUACAAAGCACUACUACAGUCAGUAUUAUUAAUUAAAGUGGAAGUAUGGUGGGGAUUCUGAAAUAAGGCCAAAGCAGGCCUACAAACUGUGUUGGUAAUUCAAAAUGAAAUACAUCUUUGUUGAAUAACCCUUAAUUAGUUAAUAUUGUCACUGCUUUCUGAAAUGACAUAUAUAUUUACAGAGUUUAUAAUUCUAUAUGUAUUAAACAAAGAAAAGGAAAACAAACCAAAAAAAAAAUCACAAAACGUCUUUGUGUUCCACCGCCACCCUUUGAUUGUCAGAGAGUGAUCAAUACACUUUUUACAGUCAAAGGGUCAGUAGGUAGGUAGUAUAUUGCAUCUGACUUUAAAUACUGUUCCAUUAUGAUCCAUUAGAUUCUAUUAAAUCUUCCCCCAGACAGAUAAGCAACAAUGUGCUCUACAUCCAACUCGGGCUGCAAAAUAAUGAACAUGGAUCAAUGAAAAUGAAUUUUAGAGUCACCUCUGUGUGAAAUGAUUGUGGUUAGGCUUAUAUGCUGAUCUGUGCACUAAAUCAAAUGUGAUUUUCUGAUGUCAAGGCCCGGUUUACAUCCCACUUGCCCAUAGGCACAAAUACAGCACCCUGUCCGCUAGCACUGUAAGAAGAAAAAAUUUAGUGUAUGUAUGUAUGUAUGUAUGAGAGGUUCUGGAAAAAGUGGGCACGCUACCUAAUAAUAAUAAUAACAAAGUAUUUAACCAGGAAAGGUACAUUCAGAUCACUGUGGUUUUCAAGUAUGUCCUGGGGAUGUUACCUUAGCGCAACAUCCAGGGGUUGUUAGUUACUAUUACCCAAUUUACAUAAAAACUGUUAUUUGACCUGAACCAACUUGCCGUCCAUGGCACCCCUAAAGAAACGGAGAAAAAGAACCCCCUUUAUGAGAUGUGGGAAAACGAGGGGGAGCCCUGUUGUAAACCCUUUUUGAUUAUGUAUCGUCAUGGUAUGUUUCUGUAUAUUACAUUCUAUGUGUUAAUAUGUCAAAGUAUUGGAAGCAAGCUUUCAUCCCCUCUUGCUUUAUACAAGUUGUAAAACUCAUGCAUGUCCUAUUGACACAGGACGAACAAAAUUCUCAAAUGAAAAUAUAAUAAAGAAAAAAGAAAACUGAUAGCCAAACUGAGAACUGAAAUUUUCUUUAUCAGCUAUUGCCCUAAAUAUUGAAAAUAACUGAAUUUUCAACUAGCUAUCUUUAUCUCCUAAGAAGUGGAAUAAAAUUAGGACUAACCCACAGAAUACGGGACAGUUGGCAACUAUGUUUUACAAAUUCAUAUGCAAAAAUAUUCAUAUAUCUCUGAUCAGUGAAAGCAAGUAGGAAAGGAAUUCAUUUUUAUGGAUGAGGCUUUACAUAAACAAAUGUGUAUCACUAAUUUUCUUAUAUAAUUUAAAUCAAUUUGCAGACUUUCGUGUUUUUGUGAUUUCAUUUUCUAUCCAGUUAUGCCAGGGCAAGGCUAGUGGCUAAUUGCCAACGGUGUGUACCAUAACACUCCCCCAAUGCUCUUGCAGGCUUUAGCUGAUGAAUUUUAGCACGAAACAAUAUAUGCAGCCGCACAUACUUUAAUUGUACAUCAAUACUGGUUUCAUGCCUUUUCAGACCAACUCUGGGAUUGAUUUAUAUUCCUAGCUUGAAUCUUCACUCAGUAACACAGCUAUGGGUACUAUAUAACUGAUGGUGCUUUUUACUGAAUGACAAACACCUGUGUCUUAUGGAUUUUACAGGACCCCCAACCCUUAAAGUCAGUAGUUUCCAGGAAAUUAAACGAUUCUCCCCUUCCCCCUCCCACUUUGAUUCACCCUAGAGGGCAGCCAUAUGUCUAAACUGCACAAAGCUAUACUGUCUGGCUCCUAUACCAGGGAUUACUGGAAUCUUUGUCAGAGUAAAUCUUUGUCAUUCUCAAAUUUCCUGUUUCACAAUGAUGUUCUGGGACUGAUUCAAAAUAGCUUUUAGUGCAUGUAUCCAUUGAUGACUAUUAGAAUCUGACUAUUUACUGAAAUUAUUCUUUAGAACAUUGUAGUGUCUUGGGAUUUUGAACAUGAUCCAAGACAGUGAAGCCAGUGUCCAGCGGCAGGAAGUCCAGGGACUCUGAUGGCAUAGUUGAGGUCCUAGACAGAGCCCAGCAAGAUAUUAAUAGAAAGAAGAUGGUUUCAUUGUGUUAAUUUGUUUUUAGGGACCACCUUAGUAUCCCCAGCCAAAUAUACUAUCUGUUCAGGAUAACAAGGUAUAAAUGACACAUAGUGCAGUCACUGCUUGCCAAAGGAUCGUAUUUCCUUUAGAUGUAUAUGGAACGCAAAUCAAUAUUUCUGAUUUACCAUGGGAAACAGUGAGAAACUUCUGGCCCAGCUAAUAUUUCUGAAAAAUGGCCUGUAAAUUGCAUGUUAGCAACUCCUUGGUAUCGAACUCUACAUGCUGUGUGUUAUGAGAUUUGUAGCCCACUGCAAUGUCCAGGACAUUGUUUGCACAUUAUGACAUCAUUAACUGAGAAUAUAGUGGAGCGUUCAUAUAAUAAAUCAAUGUUGUUCAAAAACAUUAGCUAUUUUUUCCAUAGCAGAGUUAUUUGUUAAAGUGUGAAUAAAAUUUAAAAUGAAAUUCAAAUUACUAGGCUAAUUUUGGGCUAUACUGGCUAGAUGCAGUGUUUUCCAUAUUGAUGAAUUCAAUACAACAUAUCUCCCUCAGAAAAUAACUUGCUGUCUCUAGGACAAUUCAAGAUUUUGAAGUCUUAAAGGACCACUAUAGGCACCCAGACCACUUCAGCUUAAUGAGGUGGUCUGGGUGCCUGGUCCAUCUAGGGUUAACCCUUUUUUCUAUAAACAUAGCAGUUUCAGAGAAACUGCUAUGUUUAUGUUAGGGUUAAUCCAGCCUCCAGUGGCUGUCUCAUUGACAGCCGCUAGAGGGCUUCCGCGUUUCUCUCUGUGCAAAUCACAGUGAGAAGACGCCAGCGUCCAUAGGAAAGCAUUGUGAAUGCUUUCCUAUGGACUGGCUGAAUGCGCGCGCAGCUCCUGCCAUGCAUGUGCAUUCAGCAGAAGAGGAGGAGAAGAGGGAGUUGAGGAGGAGGAGAGCUCCCUGCCCAGCGCUGAGAAAGAGGUAAGUUUAACCCCUUACUCUCCAUCCAGCCUAAAGGGGGGGGGGCCCUGAGGGUGGGGGCACCCUCAGGGCACUAUAGUGCCAGGAAAACGAGUAUGUUUUCCUGGCACUAUAGUGGUCCUUUAACUCUUAGUAGUUUCUUUGUACAGGUAUGUACAUGACAAAUUUGUCAAAAAUUUUUUUGCCAAGGACGAUCCUGUGGCAUUACCAUGGUUUAACUAGCAAAGUAAAUUAUGUUUAUUUACAUCAAUGUAUUUGUAAAUUAGGCUUUUACAUUUAAAAAGGAGACUUUGCUACUUAAUUGAAAGCAUAAUAUUUCAGUUACAUCAUACUCUGCUAAAUGAUCAGCUAGCACAUUCAUGAGACACGUUCAUAAACACAAAGUCAAGGCCAAGUUCCAAAUUUUAAAUAGUCGAUAAAAACAUUCCAUUGGUUCCAUGGUGACGGCUCAAUAUUUAGAACUUUGCAGCACAACUGCUCUUUACAAAUCAAUCCUGGUACUGUAUAUAUUUAAUCUUCUGCAAAGUGUACGGGAACAUCUCAAGUGCCCACAUCUGAACAAAUGCCUCGCAAUAUGUUGGUAGGUGCUUGAUCUUAUGACAAUAGAAUGAACAACCAAGGGUGUUUUCAGGAGCCUAAAGUGGGAUAUUCUUGACUGGUCAAUCACCAGACAUGAAUCCGAUUGAGUGUGUGCUUUACUAACUGGAGACAAGACUGAAGUAUAAACAAGUGCCCAAAAUAAUAGUGAAGAUGGCUGCAAGACCAUCCGUAGGUGACACACUUCAAGGAGUCAUUGGAUGAAAGUAAUCCAGGCUUUUCAUCUUCAUUACUUUGGACUAACAUUUGCAAUUUAUUGGUUGGUGUUCAACAAUUUCAGUUACUUUGUAAUUGUUUUAUGGCGGUAAAUACCUGAAGUAUUAAAGCUGAUAAACUGUU
Molecule: messenger RNA, 5405 nt
Organism: Pelobates cultripes (western spadefoot toad)
Lineage: Eukaryota; Metazoa; Chordata; Amphibia; Anura; Pelobatidae
Source: the annotation of a GenBank genome assembly